GGGGAGGCCUUAGCUCCGGGCGGGCGGCGGCUGCUGCAGCGGGACCCGGGAGCGGGGCCCGGCGCCGCCCGGGCUGCGGGGCGAUGUGAGCCCCAGGUGUGUCCCAGAGGGAUCAAGGUGACUUCUCUGCAAACUGUUUGCCAUGACACCCCACCAAGGACGGGAGAAAUAGAGUGGGAAUCCUUCCCCAUGCCCCUCCCAUGGUCAGCUCCCCGAUGGCCUGGGUGAGGGUGGGCUGGCUGCUCUGACACCAUGGGGGGCUGCUGCAGCUGCCUGAACAGAGACAGCAUCCCAGACAACCACCCCACCAAGUUCAAGGUGACAAAUGUGGAUGACGAGGGGGUAGAGCUGGGCUCUGGGGUGAUGGAGCUGACGCAGAGCGAGCUGGUGCUGCACCUGCAUCGGCGGGAGGCCGUCCGCUGGCCCUAUCUCUGCCUGCGGCGCUAUGGCUAUGACUCCAAUCUCUUCUCCUUUGAGAGUGGCCGCCGAUGUCAGACCGGCCAGGGGAUAUUUGCAUUCAAGUGCUCCCGGGCCGAGGAAAUCUUCAACCUCCUUCAGGAUCUGAUGCAGUGCAACAGCAUCAGUGUGAUGGAAGAGCCAGCCAUCAUCACCCACAACAGCCACCCCACUGAGCUUGACCUCCCUCGGGCGCCCCAGCCGCCCAACGCUCUAGGCUACACUGUCUCCAGCUUCUCCAAUGGCUUCCCUGGCUGCCCUGGAGAGGGCCUACAAUUCUCAGCUCCCCGGCGGCCCUCGACAAGCAGCCUGCGACAUUCUUCACUUGGGGAAGAGUCCACCCAUGCCCUCAUUGCCCCCGAUGAGCAGUCCCACACCUAUGUCAACACACCAGCCAGUGAGGAUGACCACCGCAGGAGCCGGCACUGCCUGCAGCCCCUGCCCGAGGGUCAGGUGCCCAUACCCCAACAGGCCGGGGACCCCGACCAACGGGACCCGCAGGUGUUCUUACAGCCAGGCCAGGUGAAGUUCGUGUUGGGCCCAACCCCCGCUCGGCAGCACAUGAUGAAGUGCCAGGGCCUCUGCCCCAGCCUGCACGACACCCCCCACCACAACAAUAACAACGAGGGCCUUUCUGAGUGCCCAGCCCAACCCAAGUGCACCUACGAGAAUGUCAGCAGGGGGCUGCGGCGAGGGGCUGGCUGGAGACUGAGCCCAGAGGAGCCGAGCUGGAAUGGCCCUGCCCACCGCCGGGCCGCUCUGCUGCAUUAUGAGAACCUGCCCCCGCUUCCGCCUGUGUGGGAGAGCCAAGCCCAGCAGCUGGCGGGGGAGGUCGGGGAUGAUGGGGACUCAAGGGAUGGGCUCACACCCUCCUCCAAUGGCUUCCCUGAUGGUGAGGAGGACGAGACCCCACUGCAGAAGCCCACCAGCACCCGGGCCACCGUCCGCAGCCACCCCAGCUUCCCUGUGCCACUCACCCGGCGCCGCGGCUCCCCAAGGGUCUUCAACUUUGAUUUCCGCCGGCCAGGCCCUGAGCCCCCAAGGCAGCUCAAUUACAUCCAGGUGGAGCUAAAGGGUUGGGGUGGAGACCAUGUCAAGGGGCCCCAGAACCCCUCGGUCUCCCAAGCCCCUGUGCCCACUACCCAUCCUGCCCGCAGCUCAGACUCCUACGCUGUGAUUGACCUCAAAAAGACCGUGGCCAUGUCCAACCUGCAGAGGGCUCUGCCCCGAGAUGAUGGCACUGCCAGAAAAACCCGGCACAACAGCACCGACCUGCCUCUGUAGGGACAUCCUGGUCCUCCCCACCCUCUGCCCCACCACAGUCCAGCCUCUGCCUCACACUCCUGUCCUCUGAACCCACCCACCCUAUGGUUCAGGGUUGCUUUGCAGAAGGUAUUGAGGUGGGACCAGAUACUUCCCUAUGCUGGCUGGAGUCCCCAAAGAUGUCAGCCACCGAGUCUCCUGGUCUCCAAGCUGUGGAGAAGAGAGUGACCAGGCGGGGAGGGAGCCACUACAUAAACUGUGAAGGGUUCCAGUGACUGCAUUUAGCGUCCUCCUGUUAUGUCCAUCUGUCUUGUCUGUCAGCUGUGUGUUUUGUUUUUUUUUUUGUUGUUGGAAUUUUAAAACAUUUUG
Cynocephalus volans (Philippine flying lemur) is the source of this 2088-nucleotide messenger RNA. RefSeq names its product fibroblast growth factor receptor substrate 3 (gene FRS3). Lineage: Eukaryota; Metazoa; Chordata; Mammalia; Dermoptera; Cynocephalidae. The record is from RefSeq and is a predicted model, not a curated record. The transcript has 7 exons. Gene Ontology annotation, biological process: fibroblast growth factor receptor signaling pathway. Gene Ontology annotation, cellular component: cytoplasm. Bases 253 to 1740 code for a protein of 495 amino acids. Gene Ontology annotation, molecular function: transmembrane receptor protein tyrosine kinase adaptor activity; fibroblast growth factor receptor binding.